This is a messenger RNA of Mycosarcoma maydis (corn smut), 1044 nucleotides long. RefSeq names its product putative delta(24)-sterol c-methyltransferase (erg6). Gene Ontology annotation, cellular component: endoplasmic reticulum. The transcript is spliced from 3 exons. Gene Ontology annotation, biological process: ergosterol biosynthetic process. The record is from RefSeq and is a predicted model, not a curated record. Gene Ontology annotation, molecular function: sterol 24-C-methyltransferase activity. Bases 1 to 1044 code for a protein of 347 amino acids. NCBI's taxonomy places the organism in Eukaryota, Fungi, Basidiomycota, Ustilaginomycetes, Ustilaginales.
AUGGCGCCUACUGCUACCGACGUCCGCAACAACGAAGGCAUCGCCAACUACACCAAGUUCUGGCAAAAGGACUCUAAGGAUGACUCUGCUACCGACAUGGCCAAUCGUCUCUCCGAGUACACCUCGGUCGUGAACGGCUACUACGAUGGCGCCACCGAUCUCUACGAGUACGGUUGGGGUCAGAACUUCCACUUUGCUCGCUACUACCCCGGUGAGGCCUUCAUGCAGGCCAUCGCGCGCCACGAGCACUACCUCGCUCACCAGAUGGGCCUCAAGCCCAAGAUGCGUGUUCUCGACGUUGGUUGUGGUGUUGGCGGACCCGCUCGCGAGAUUGCUCGUUUCGCCGAUGUCAACAUUGUUGGUCUCAACAACAACGAGUACCAGAUCCAACGUGCUCGCAAAUACACGGAAAAGGCUGGCCUUUCCGCUCAAGUCGAAUUUGUCAAGGGCGACUUUAUGAAGCUUUCUGAGCAGUUCGGCGAGAACAGAUUCGACGCCUUCUACGCUAUCGAGGCCACCUGCCAUGCACCCAACUUUGAAGGCAUUUACGGAGAGAUCCUAAAGGUUCUCAAACCUGGAGGAAUCUUCGGCGUUUACGAAUGGUGCAUGACCGACGCUUGGGACCCCACCAACCCUGAGCACAAGCGAAUCGCUCACGGUAUCGAGGUCGGUGACGGUAUCCCCGAGAUGCGAUCAAUCCAGAAUGCCCGAAAUGCGCUCAAGUCUGUCGGCUUCCAGAUCCAGCACGAGGAGGACCUUGCUGACCGCGGAGACAAGAUCCCCUGGUACUACCCUAUUGCUGGCAGCUUGAGCCAUUGCCAAACCGUAUGGGACUACUUCACCGUUGCUCGUAUGACCAAGAUUGGACGAGCCACAACCCAGGGUGCUGUCAAGUUGCUCGAGACUCUUCGUCUCGUGCCUCAGGGCACCCACUCGGUCGGUGCCUCGCUCGUUACCGCUGCCGAUGCUCUCGUCGACGGUGGUCGUACCAAGCUCUUUACCCCAAUGAUGCUGUUCGUCUGCCGCAAGCCGUCGUCAAACUAA